Molecule: messenger RNA, 2790 nt
Organism: Bipolaris zeicola 26-R-13
Lineage: Eukaryota; Fungi; Ascomycota; Dothideomycetes; Pleosporales; Pleosporaceae
Exons: 1
Coding region: 1-2790 (929 amino acids)
Biological process (GO): L-tryptophan biosynthetic process
Source: RefSeq, a predicted model, not a curated record
AUGGCGCCUGCCAUUCUGACUCAACGCCCGAGAAUCUUAUUUCUGGACGCCUACGAUUCGUUUUCAAACAACAUUGUCGCGACAGUCGAACAAAACAUCGACGCGCAAGUCGUCAAGGUCUUUAUUGACGAUCCGAAUCUUACAAAGGUAAAAGAUGAUGGGCAGCACUCAGCCUUUACGGAUUACCUCAAGAGCUUCGAUGGUGUGAUUGCUGGACCCGGGCCCGGCUGGGCCAAAUGCGAAAGGGACGUUGGUCUGAUGAAAGAGCUCUGGAGUCUUCAAGAAGAGCAGCUUGUUCCUGUUUUUGGCAUCUGUCUGGGCUUCCAGUCCCUAUGCCUUGCCUUUGGAGCCGACAUUGAACGACUUGAGGAGCCGAAGCAUGGCAUCAUAACCACUGUCCUGCACAAAGGCCAGUCCAUAUUUCGAGGCGUAGAGCGUCUAUUGGCCACACAGUACCACUCCCUUCAUGUCAAGCUCAACCACCCUAUCCAAAGUAAACGAGCUGUACGAUACCCCGCCCAGCUCUGGGAACCCACGGAAACUUGCCCCGACCUCGAACCGCUGGCAUGGGAUUUCGAUAGCGAGCGCAAUGGUGCUGUGCUCAUGGGUGUCAAGCAUAUACAAAAGCCAUUCUGGGGCGUUCAGUUCCAUCCAGAGUCAAUUUGCACAAACGACGAAGGAAAACGCCUCUUCCAGAACUGGUGGGAAGAUGCCCAGGCUUGGAACCGCAAGCGCAUGUUUCGCAAUGUUCCCAAAAACACUCUCAUGCCAAAUACGCCAUCUUCCCCAAUGACCUUUGCGGAUUUCCGACGAGAACUUGGUUUCCACGGUGCCAUGAAACAGAGCAAAUACUCAUCUGCUAAUUUUGCGGCAAAUCCCGACAGCGAUACCAUUACACCCUUUGAACUAGCAUCGCUGAUUGCACACGGCGACGGGCAAACAAUACCAGACCUGGCCCCCAGCACUGUACACUGUGCAACUACCGGAAGCGGGAGGCUUACAGUUGCCGAUGUCUGCGAACUUUUCGAGUUGACACGAGGAGAAGCUCUAGUUCUUGAAUCCGGAUUGCAGUCGAACUUGGUACCCAUGGCCGUAGGUACUGGCAGAUAUAGCAUUAUCGGGUUUGUUAUUCCUGAAGAGACCCUCCGCUUGCACUACUACGCUGGAUCCCGCAGAAUGGAGCUCAGGGAUGGCAAGGAUCAAGUGCAUACUGAAUGGACCGUGAAUGACCCAUGGCCAUAUGUACGAGAAGUCAUGAAGAGUCUCCAGCCAUCCACACCACCACAAGGUUCGACGUGGGCUCCUUUCUGGGGAGGUCUAAUGGGAUUUGCAUCGUACGAGGCCGGUCUGGAGACUAUCGGUGUCCACGGGCAUGAUGAAGCCGCUUAUCCGGACAUUUGCUUUGCAUACAUUACCCGAAGCAUAGUUUUCGAUCACCAAGUCAAGAAGAUUUAUGUCCAGAGCAUCCGUGGCGCCUUUGAUCAAGACUGGGUUGAAGAGACGAUAGAAAGGCUGUACGACCAUGCUGGUGUGAAAUCUCGGGAAAGCACGCCAGGGUCUAGUGCUAUGGCAGAAGUGGACCCGUUCGAAACACACGGUACAAUGGACCAGUACAUUGAAUCGUGCCGACAAUACAAAGCCGGCGAGGGUGAAUACUCGGAAAAAGUCCGUAUUUGUCAAGAAGCCAUAGCAGAUGGCCAGAGCUACGAACUCUGCCUUACUACACGCAACGAGAUUCAUGCUCGUAAACCGACUGCCUGCAGAAUUUCGCGUUCCGAGGACAACGAACAUUCUUGGAACAUGUACAAGCGCCUAGCCAGCCAGAAUCCCGCUCCGUUUAGCGCAUACAUGAGGAUACACAAUGUCCACGUCUUGAGCUCAUCACCGGAAAGAUAUAUCAGUUGGGACAGGUCACAAACUGCCCAAUGUCGGCCCAUCAAAGGCACGGUACAAAAGAAACCUGGCGUGACUGCUGAAAUGGCCCACGAGAUUCUUUCUUCAUCCAAAGAACGGGCAGAAAACCUCAUGAUUGUGGAUCUCACUCGACACCAAUUGCACGGCGUAUACGGCUCAGAGAAUGUCCGCGUGAGUCAACUCAUGGAAGUCGAAGAAUACGAAACACUGUGGCAGCUAGUCUCUGUAGUUGACGCAGUACCUAGUGGCUCCAACAAACCAACUACACCCGACGAUUGGGAAGAACCUGUGGACUUUGCCUCCAAGAAGCCUGCCAAGCAUUCCGUACCCUAUCUAGGCUUCGAGGCCUUUGUUGAAAGUCUUCCUGCAGGAAGUAUGACUGGUGCUCCCAAGAAACGAUCAUGUGAGAUUCUUCAAGACGUGGAAAAGGGCGAAAGAAGAGGCCUGUACUCUGGUGUUCUCGGCUAUCUUGACGUUGGAGGCGGUGGCGACUUUAGUGUAGUCAUACGCACUGCUGUCAAAAUCGACAACGAUGACCUCCAGACCGACAACAAAGAAGACGUCUGGCGUCUCGGUGCUGGAGGGGCAGUUACGAGCCAGAGCACACCACAGGGCGAAUACGAAGAGAUGAUUGCCAAGUUUGGAAGCACUAGCAGGGCAUUCAUGCCUCUCCCACCGCCAAAGUCGAGGACCAAGGGUAGGAGGGUUGAGAUUAUCGAACCUGAUGACCCUGAAUUUGCGGAAUUGCUUGCAAGCAUGAGGGGAGGAGAAGAGCUGACGCUGGACGACGCUCAAAUCAUGUUGCGAGCUGUGGAGCGUGAACUAAGGAGGAGGACCGGCGAAGAUUCAGGCAAUGAUACCACAGAGGUGGAGUGA